This is a messenger RNA of Bemisia tabaci, 5056 nucleotides long. RefSeq lists its product as uncharacterized. Gene Ontology annotation, cellular component: plasma membrane. Gene Ontology annotation, molecular function: protein binding. The record is from RefSeq and is a predicted model, not a curated record. Lineage: Eukaryota; Metazoa; Arthropoda; Insecta; Hemiptera; Aleyrodidae.
GCACGUCUCACGUCAUUCGGUCUCGUCGUGCUCUACGUCUUCCUGACGUAAUCCACGUCUCCGGACCGUUCUUCGAGUUUUUCGAUCGUUGUGAAUUUCGCGUCUCCGCUGCACGAAAGAACGUACGAAGAUUGUGGAAGUGAAAUUUCACCACGCGUAACGACAUUUGCGACUCGGUAGUCGGAUGGACGCAUGUUUUUUCGAAACUUGUUCUAUUCGUAUGCACAUUUUUAAAGUAGGGGUUUCGUUCGUGUUGGUUUGAGAUCGGGUGAGUGUUGGGAGUGAAUCAGUGUCCGGUGCUCGGAAAUUACGGUACUUGCAUAGCAAUAAAUAACGAGAAUCGGGCCGGGAUCAUGAUCAUCAUUCCUACGAAAAUGCAAUUCUGACUCUGGCUUUGACAAAACAUGCACGAAAUCUUAAUGUCGCCGAGCUGAAAUGGAUCUGGAACAUCUACAUCAUCUUAACGAGGCGGAGAUGAUUUACCGGCGGCGGAGGGGUGCGCGGAGGCCGGGAACCAGAAGUGCCCGCCGUGAAGGAUUCAUGUUCCCCGAGCCUGAGGAGGGGGAGUCCUGAGAAGGAGAAGAAAGGGAUCACAGUUUCCACUUGCAGACAGCGUGUUCUAAAGAUGCGCCUAUGCUGGUGGUGGACAGUUCUCGUCUUAACCGGAAUGUGCUGCUUUGGUCAAUACGUUGCGCCUUGCAAUUUCAACUCUCUAUGUACCUGCAAAUAUUACGAUAUUAUACUCCGCAGACCCCCAAAAGAUGUCAGCUGUGUCAAUGUACCGUUCUUCAAAUUACCUGAAACACUAUCCGGGAAAUUAUCGCACAUAGACGUUGUGAAAGCGGGGAUGGAUAGCAUAGAUUCCGAGACUUUGACUGGAAUCGAAACAGAAUCAUUAAGACUGAUGAACAAUGAAAUCGUCGAUAUUUCUGAUACAUCUUUUUCAUCUUUGGCCAAUUCACUCAGAUUUUUAGACUUGAGUUACAAUAAACUCGAUAGAAUUCCAAUCGACGCAUUGAAACGGUUGAAGGCUUUGGAUUGGUUGAACUUACAAGGGAACGAAAUCACAGGUUUAGACAAAGACGACUGGUCGCACAUGUCAAGGACUUUGAGGAAUCUAUUCGUAGGCGAAAACAACAUCGACACCCUCUCAACUACCCCGGACGAAUCCCUGGCCCGACUGAAGAGCCUGACGUCACUGAAUCUCGAUUACAACGAGUUGACGUCACUCGACGCCACAGCCCUCCCGGCCAACCUCCAAACCCUCUCCGUGGCCUACAACCAGCUCAAGAAAGCCCCGCUCCGACUGAUCGAAACGAUGAAGGACCUCGUCUGGGUCUCGCUGCAGGGAAACAGCAUCAAAGACAUCCCUCAACACACGUUCAAAACCCGGAAGAACCUCGAGAAACUGGACCUAAGCGAGAACGCCAUCGAAGAGCUACCCAACAACCUAUUCAACGGAUCCAUCACGAUCCGCGACCUGAACCUAGCCUUCAACAAUCUGAAGACCUUACUCCCGCAGACGUUUCGCGGUCUAAGCGUGUCUCGGCUGUACCUCCCGCGCAACCAGCUGGAAAACCUCGACGAUCGCGCCUUCGUAGGUAUCGGCCACACCCUAGAACACCUAGACCUGGAGCACAACUUCCUAACCUCAAUCCCGAAGGCGGUGACGCACCUGAAGAAGCUCAAGUUCCUUUACAUGUCGUCGAACAGGAUACCCAGCGUGGACGACAGCGCUUUCGACAGCUUCGCGCCGUCGUUGAAAGCCAUCUCGCUGUCGGGCAACCAACUAACGAGCAUCCCCAGCGGGGCCUUGAGGCCUUGUAGGAAGCUCCUACACCUGAACCUAGGUUACAACCAGAUCACAGACCUCAACGAGACCAACUUCGAGGUCUGGGCCGGGCACCUAGACACGUUGGUGCUGCGCAACAACAAGAUCGUCCACAUACCACCGCACACUUUCCGCAACACCCCGCGACUUCGGGAACUUAGCCUGUCGUUCAAUAAAAUCGUAGAUGUCGACAUAGACGCUUUCGUCGACCUCGCAGAGUGUCUUCAGAGUUUAGAGAUCAGCUUCGGGCUCUUCCAGGAAGAGUUCCCUGAUCUCUUCCUUAAACCACUCACCUCUCUCUUGUGGCUGGCGCUUGAUAAUAACAACUUCCACACCAUCAACUCGCACUCGCUACGAACAUUCUCUCUGUUGCAGUAUUUGAACUUGGACUCGAACCGGAUAUCCGCUCUCCCGAGUGGACUGUUCCAUCCGGGAGUCCACGGCAACCUGCGGGAUAUCCGUCUCGCUUACAACCUCCUCCAGACCGUCGACUCGGAGACCUUCAGCGGAUUACCCUCGGUGGAAACGAUAGUUCUGUCCGGAAACCGUAUCCAGACGAUCAGGACGGGUGCUUUCCGCAACUUGACCGUGCUCAUGAACCUAGUGCUUUCCAACAACGCGAUCGCGGUUCUACAAUCGGAGUCGUUCGCGAACCUCCCGAAUUUGCUUAAACUCGACUUGCAGAACAACGCCAUCAAAGAGUUCUCGCUGUCCGCCUUCCGCAACGUGAGCAACCCGGUCGUCUCGAUGAGCCUCAACGUCUCGCGCAACCAGAUCUCCUUCCUGACGCACCAGAAAACCUCCGACCUCUCCGUCCACAUCGGGACCCUCGACAUGAGCUACAACGCCUUGAUGUACGCGCCUGUCCAGUUCUUCGGCGCCCUCGCCAACUCCCUGCGGGUGAUCCACCUGAGUCACAACAGCAUCAGCGAGUUGGAAUCAUCAGGUUUCGUGGACCUGAAACAUCUAGCCUCCCUGAGUCUCGAUCGGAACCAGAUCGCGAACGUUGCCAGCGAUGCUUUUUUAGGACUCGAUAAACUGCAGAUUCUGGAUCUCUCGCACAAUAAAAUCUCGAGGCUCCAGUCGUGUCAGUUCAAACUCCGUUCGUUACGCGUGUUGAGACUCAGCAACAACAUGAUAAGGUCGCUAGCUCGCGAUACCUUCCAGGAUUCCCAGUUGGAGGUGUUGGAUAUGUCUUAUAACUCGAUGGUGGCGCUACCUAGCGGGGCGUUGGCGGCCGUCGGUCUGACUCUUCGUCAGUUGGACAUGUCGCACAACGCUAUCGAGCACCUGGACAUGAGCAUGUUCUUGGAUGUUCCGCUUUUGACUCGCUUGAAUGUGGCGUUCAACCGGCUCACCAUCCUGCCUGAUAAUGUUCUUGCCUCCGUGGGGAAUCUCCUGGAUUUGAACUUGGGCGGGAAUUUGUUGAGGUCGAACUACAAGGAGCUUUUCCACUACGUGCGGAAGCUCAGGAAGCUGGACUUGUCUUCGACGGGGCUGAAGCAGGUGCCGCCCCUCCCAUUGCCCGAUUUGAAAGUGCUUUGUUUGUCGGAUAACCUGAUCAACAGCGUCCCCAGCUCGAACGUCGAGAACUUGCAACAACUCAGGUACCUGCAUUUCGAUAGGAAUCAAUUCGUCUCCGUUCCCUCGCACGUGUGGCCUGCCUUGCCCAGGCUCAAAUUCCUCAACAUCUCAUCUAAUCCCAUCAAGAUUUUGAGUAAGGAUAGCUUUUCGAGCUUACACAAAUUAGAAUCGCUCGAUAUCCAGGACCUGCCGCGCUUGGAACGAUUCGACUCAGAUGCCCUCGCCCGCAACUACGUCUUGCGGUCCAUCAGCGUACAAACAUGGCCUCACAUCGAAAAAUACAGGUUUCGAUUGGGGCUCAUUAUUUCAAGUGUGCCCUCGCUCAGGUCUCUCUCGGUGAAAGUGUUAGAGGCUCAUCUGAACGAUCAGUUAUUGGGGUCAUCUCCGUCCUUCUUGACGGAACUAAAAAUUACCGGGUCUUCCUUGAAGAAAUUGGAACCAAGAGCCCUCACUGGACUCGGUAGAAGUCGUGCGCUGACAAUACGAAUACACGAAACGCAGAUCGAAGACUUGCCGCCAGGACUCUUCGCCUCCUUAGUACAAAUUCCCGUCCUUUCCUUAGAUUUAGUCAAUAAUCGGCUCAGCUCACUCAGUCCCGCCUCGCUCUACUCAAAUGCGACGAGUUGGGAAAGCAUCGGGACCAAACUGCUAACAGGUGGUCUGGUGCUGGAGAAGAACCCUUGGGCGUGCGACUGCGGGCUGGUCUGGCUGGGUCACUGGCUCCGGCGGUGGCUGAGGGAGGCGCUGCAGAUCCACACGGUGUCCCUGGAGACGGCCCAGCAGCUGCAGGAGGUGGUGCGCCGCGCCACUUGCCUCGACCCGCGCACCAACCAACGGACGCCCCUCAUCGAGCUCUACCCGCACCGGCUCAGCUGCCACGCCAGCGCCCUUUCCCGCGGCGGCUCGUCCGCCUGGCGGAGCCACUUCCUCGUCGAGACCCUCAGCACUGUCCUCGUCGUCCUCCUCUCACGCUUCUGGUGGGCCGUUUCCUGAAUCUCCACCAAAGUCAGUCCUCUACUGCCGCACAGUGGAUCGACUCAAUUCGAGAGAUCGGAUAUGACAAUUUUCGCUAAAAGUGCAAAUUUAGACGUCUAUUUCGCUACAUUUUAAAUUUUAUGGGGUGCUUCUUGGUAGAGUACCUGUAUAGCGAGAGUAUGGACGGAUGUGAAACUCCGAAAACUCAUCAGGCCUUCACCGAUGCUUCUGCGAAUAAAGUUAGGGCCCAGAAAUGCAGCCAACCUAUGAAUUUCAAUUAUCCAGAACGAUUCAAUAAUACUAUCGUUACACACCGUCGUUUAUUAAGCACGUAUUUGACUCAGUUUUUGCAUAAAUUCACUCAUUUUUGCGGAAGAACGCUCAUUACUGCACAUUCUUGGCCAAUUGGCCAUCUUGGUUAGAAUUGGAAUCUGCAGACUGGCAGUGAAAUGGGCGUUAGAAGUUGGUUAGAAGGGUGGCUACAAUUUUGGGCCCUGAGCCCUCCAUGAAGCGAUCUGUACAUACUCGUAUGGGUACUCUACUUCUAGGUGGAAAUUUCACGAUGAAACCAAUGAACUCACUUUUAGACCUCAAAAAUUUUGUAUAAACAGAGCUUUAAGCGUUUGAAGUUUCCAAAAAUGUGUCCGACCUCUUCUAUUGACUAGA